CUCUGCCUGCAUGGAGGAAGCUGUUUUAUCAUCGUUAUCUCUGGUGUUAGAAUAGUUUGUGCUUAAUGUUGCUUUUGUAAUAACCUGUGAAACUAAAUGUUUCUCUUCAGUUUUAUUUGAAAUCAAACAAAAAAAUGUAGUUAAUUUCAGGGUUGUGGAAGGUGUGUGGUGUUUUGUAGGUCACAGUACAUUUCAUGUUGAUCUCAGUUAGAACAGAAAACAAGGUCAGUUUCUCCACUGUUAAUCUGUUCAAUUUAAUCUGAAUCUAUUGGCUUCGAAGGGAGGACAUUGCAAAAAAAAAAACUUUCAACAUGUUUAACAGAUUCAUUUGAACCAAAUAAUUUUCUUACCAUCAAGUAGUUUUGAGUUGAAAUUGUGAUUUGCUUUGAUGACCAGUAGCUGGACCUGACCUGGUGUUAGUAGAGUCUGGUUCUCUUUAGAUACUGAACAGAACAAAGGUGUAGUAGUAAUAAACAUCAAGUAGUCCACUGAUAUAUUAGAAAAUAUGCUGUCUAAAGGCUAUCAUGUACCCCUCAUCCUCUGUAUCAGUUUAAUUAUCUAAUUCACCUGCUGAAGGCUUCUUUAAUCUGUUUUCAUCUUUGUUUCUGCCUGAUCUGGACACAUUCUUUCCUCUUGUUCCUACCUCUUCAUGCACCUCAUUUACCUUCUGUGGACUUUGGGGGGUCUUUUUCCUCCUUCACAUGUGUGUGUGCUCCUUCCUGGCUGGAGAUUACAGAGUGCAGCGUAGCCCCCUUAGCAAUGGAGGACAGUGACCACGAGCCUCCCUCUUCAUCAGRUGAGGAAGACUCCUGCCCAUCCUCUCCUAAUCAAAGCAUGAACCAUAACGCUGCGCAGCAUUCGAGCCAUUCAGACGACUCUGAAGUGGAGAGCAUAAUGCACGAGCCCCCGCCACACGGAGAGCACGACCCUCACCAGCAUGGCCUGGAAGCUCACGAUGCAGACGGCCAGGGCCCAGACCGCCCCCACACCCCGUCUCAUCUGCGACCCCCCACGGCGGGUCGGGCCCACUCAGAUUCAGGUUCAGACGGCAGCCUUCCACAGAGCAGAAGUGUGGAGUUUGAGCUGCCGUCCCCCGUCAGUCCGUCCAGACCCAGGAGCCCCUGGGCUCUGUUUGACCCGUACAACAAUAACGAGGAUCAGGACAAGGAAUAUGUGGGCUUUGCAACGCUACCAAACCAGGUUCAUCGCAAAUCUGUCAAGAAAGGAUUUGACUUCACGCUCAUGGUGGCAGGCGAGUCUGGCCUGGGAAAGUCCACCCUGGUCAACAGCCUGUUUCUCACUGAUCUGUACAAAGAUAGGAAGCUGCUCAACGCUGAAGAGAGAAUCACACAAACAGUUGAAAUCACCAAACACACUGUGGACAUAGAGGAGAAAGGUGUGAAGCUCAAACUCACCAUUGUGGACACCCCUGGAUUUGGUGACGCUGUAAACAACACUGAAUGCUGGAAGACGGUGGCUGACUACAUCGACCAGCAGUUCGAGCAAUACUUCAGGGACGAGAGCGGCCUCAACCGCAAAAACAUCCAGGACAACCGAGUACACUGCUGCCUCUAUUUCAUUUCACCGUUUGGUCACGGCCUYCGGCCCCUGGAUGUUGAGUUUAUGAAGGCUCUGCAUGAGAAGGUCAACAUCGUCCCCGUCUUGGCCAAAGCAGACACACUCACCCCGAGCGAAGUGAAGAAAAAGAAAAUCAAGAUCAGAGACGAGAUCGAGCAGUACGGCAUCAAGAUCUAUCAGUUCCCCGACUGCGACUCUGAUGAAGAUGAAGAUUUUAAACAGCAGGAUCUGCAGCUGAAGGUGAACAGUUCAAAACAGCUGAAGGAAAGCAUUCCUUUCGCUGUAAUUGGCAGCAACACGGUGGUGGAGGCCAAAGGGAAGCGGGUGCGAGGACGUCUCUAUCCCUGGGGCAUCGUAGAAGUGGAGAACACGGCGCAUUGCGACUUCAUCACGCUGAGGAACAUGCUCGUGCGCACUCACAUGCAGGACCUGAAAGACGUGACCCGGGAGACCCACUACGAGAACUACAGAGCCCAGUGCAUCCAGAGCAUGACCCGCAUGGUGGUUAAGGAGCGCAACCGCAACUGCGGCGGAUGCAGGAGAUGCUGCAGAGGAUCCAGGAUCACAUGGUCACUCAGAACGACGGCCAUUAACGGAGGACCUCCGAUGAUGGAACGGGGACGUUCUGCACUCCACGCCUGAACAUCGACCCGGCUUCACGCAGGCUCCUCAUCACACGGACCCUCCGAGGAGGCGGUAAGACGUGACGACUCGAUUCAUUCUCCUCGGAACCAAUCYGGUCCUCCGCUCCGCUCCUCAAAACAUAUCAGAACUUUUCUUUCCCCACAUCGUCACAGKGGUGUCUGAAGGUUUAAUUACUGGUGACAGGAUCAUGUUUUAAGCACACUUUUCUAAUGUUUUUAGUUUCUCAUCGAUUUAAACUUUAUUCCUCUUAUUUUCUGUAUCACUCAGACUUUUAUUCAUGUCUCAUAUGUUUUAUUUAAUAGCACUCAGUUUGGCUUUAUAUGGAUUGUAUAGAUUAUAAUCUUUCUUUCUGCUGAUGUUUUUGUUUUACUUGGUUUUAUUUCGAUGUACAUUUGUUGUUCUGUUUGCCACCUCUGCUGCCUGACUUCAUGGAUGUUUAAUGUUGGCCAGUGAAACUCUCCCACCCAUCAGUCAUCAGCAGUCAUGAUGCCUUUUUUAAAAACAAUCUGCAAUAAUAAUAUUUCCCCAAAGCAGAGGUGUAGCAACAUGAGCCCAGGAUUAAAAAUGAUCUUAACGUUUGCAGAGAGGAGGAGCAGGGCUGCAUCGAUGGACGAUGUAUUUAUUUUUGCAUGUUUUUUUGUUUUACAAACUCAGUUUGCAGGUUAGUGUAAUGGGUGUUUGAGAAGCUAGAAAAAAGAAACAGGUUAUUUCUUUUAUUUUGCUCGUUUAAAGUCACGUUUUCUUCUGUUCGGUCAGAGUUGAUGUUUUUUUCAACACCAAGGAUAAAGUUUGGAUUUAUUUGUUUUGUUAAGGAUAAUGAUCAAAAUGACUUUCCUCUUAUUUUCUGUGAAUUUUGUUUAAAAAAACCACACAUUCCUUCUGUCGGGUAUUUUUUUCUGUUUCUGAAAUUGUUUUAUACUAAAUUUGACUUGUUUUAUUUUGUGUGUUUUUUUGGAUUAUAUUUAUGUAUUGAAUUUAUAAACUGAAUAUGAAGAGGAAAGCAUAAAAAUGAUGUAAUAAUUCAGCCGUUAUAUUGUAAUAAAAUAUGAAUAUAAUUUCAAUCGCAA
Austrofundulus limnaeus is the source of this 3290-nucleotide messenger RNA. RefSeq names its product septin 4b (gene septin4b). Lineage: Eukaryota; Metazoa; Chordata; Actinopteri; Cyprinodontiformes; Rivulidae. The record is from RefSeq and is a predicted model, not a curated record. Gene Ontology annotation, molecular function: GTP binding.